This is a messenger RNA of Mugil cephalus (flathead mullet), 2466 nucleotides long. RefSeq names its product syntaxin binding protein 2 (gene stxbp2). Gene Ontology annotation, cellular component: secretory granule; plasma membrane. The transcript is spliced from 19 exons. The record is from RefSeq and is a predicted model, not a curated record. Gene Ontology annotation, biological process: intracellular protein transport; vesicle-mediated transport; neurotransmitter secretion. Lineage: Eukaryota; Metazoa; Chordata; Actinopteri; Mugiliformes; Mugilidae. Bases 74 to 1861 code for a protein of 595 amino acids. Gene Ontology annotation, molecular function: syntaxin-3 binding.
AGUAGGGAGCGAUAUUUUACCGUCAAAAGCCACAAGGAAGUGACCGACUCUCCAGCAGCAGACUGCUGUCAAGAUGGCACCGAGUGGGCUGAAAGCGGUAGUCGGGGAAAAAAUCCUUAAUGGGGUCAUCAAGAGUGUAAAGAAGGAUGGAGAAUGGAAGGUUCUUAUUGUGGAUCACAUGAGCAUGCGGAUUCUGUCCUCAUGCUGCAAGAUGUCUGACAUUUUGGCAGAGGGCGUGACCAUUGUGGAGGACAUCAAUAAACGCAGGGAGCCCAUCUCCAGUUUGGAGGCCAUUUAUUUGAUUUCACCAGUGCAGAAGUCAGUUGAGGCGCUCAUUAACGACUUCAAAGACAUGGCCUUUACUUACAAAGCGGCACACAUCUUCUUCACUGACACAUGCCCAGACAGUCUCUUCGCAGCGAUAGGAAAAUCCAGAGUUGCCAAGGUCGUCAAGACUUUAAAAGAGAUCAGCGUUGCUUUCCUGCCAUAUGAGUCUCAGGUAUUCUCCCUGGAUGACCCCACCUGCUUAUACUCCUUCUACAGCACUAAGCCAAAUGAACAAAAGCAAAAAACUAUCGAAAAUUUGGCAGAGCAGAUCGCAACCCUGUGUGACACCCUGAAGGAGUACCCUUCCGUUCGUUACCGCAAGGGACCAGAGGAGAAUGCUAAAUUAGCUGAAGAGGUCUGCCAUCGCCUUACUGCUCACAAAGCUGAAAACCCAAGCAUGGGAGAGGGUCCCGAUAAGGCUCGAUCUCAACUACUGAUAGUUGAUCGCGGGUUUGAUCCCAUCUCGCCUAUCCUACAUGAGUUGACCUUCCAAGCAAUGGCUUACGAUUUGCUUGAUAUCAAACAGGACAUCUACACUUAUCAGACAACUGGCAUCGGGAACUCAAAGGAGAGAGAAGUGCUACUGGAUGAAGACGAUGAGCUCUGGGUUCAGCUCAGACACAUGCACAUCGCAGAUGUCACGAAGAAAGUGACCGAUCUUCUUCGCACCUUUUGUGAGAGCAAAAGAAUGUGCACUGACAAUGCCAACUUAAAAGAUCUUUCUCAGAUGUUAAAGAAGAUGCCGCAGUAUCAGAAGGAGCUGAGCAUGUACUCAACCCACUUGCACCUGGCUGAAGCCUGUAUGAAGAAAUUCAAAGCCUCUCUUGAUAAACUUUGUGAGGUGGAGCAGGACCUGGCAAUGGGAGCAAAUGCAGAAGGGGAACCUUUGAAAGAUGCCAUGAAGAGCAUUGUGCCUGUGCUCCUCAACAACGAGAUUGAGAUCUACGACAAAAUCCGCAUCAUACUGCUGUACAUAUUCCACAAGAAAAAUGGCAUCGGAGAGGAGAACCUCAAUAAGCUCAUCCAGCAUGCGAACAUACAGAACGACAGCAGCAUUAUCACCAACAUGCAGAACUUGGGCUGUAAUAUUAUAUCUGGGGGCCGCAACGCUGGGAAAACCCUGUUAGAGCGUAAGGAGCGCACAGAGAGCACGUACCAGCUGUCUAGAUGGACACCCAUCAUCAAGGACAUCAUGGAGAAUGCCAUAGAUGACAAACUGGACAGAAAGCAGUGGCCUUUCAUUACUGAUCCUGUUCCCAUCAACACGACUCAGACCACAGUCAGCAGUGCACGGUUUGGACACUGGCACAAAAAUAAAUCUCCGACAGAGUAUCGCUCUGGCCCCCGGCUCAUUAUUUUUGUGAUUGGCGGCAUGUCACACUCAGAGAUGCGUUCUGCUUAUGAAGUCACUCGAGCCACUGAUGGGAAAUGGGAAGUCCUGAUUGGGUCAUCUCACAUCCUAACUCCAACCAGCUUCCUCAACGACCUGAAGAGUCUGGACCAAGUACCCAAUCCCGAUCUGUUAAAUAAAUAGACCUUCAGCAGGGAAGAUCCCACUGGAAGGAUUUAGUCUUUCUUUUGAGAUGGUUGUUUGCUGUAUAGCAUCUUCCAACAUCUGAAGUGUGACGUGAAGAGAAACUUAAAUAAACUGUAGCCAUUUGUGAUUAAUUAUUUUAUUUAGAAUGGUCUUUUUAUUGUGAAUCGGGUUCUGUAUACUGCUGUGAUUGACAUAUUUAAUUAGACAUUGAUAAUAUAUUGAUUAUUAUGCUAUUGUGAUUCUACUGUUCUGGUUCAGAUUGUAUUUUUGUUGCUAUUGUUUGCUUUUGUUCUCAGAAAUUCCUGCAAAACUAGACUCAUCUCACAUCGAAGGCUGUAUUUAAGAAUAGAAUGGAAGGUUGGAAGAAGCUCUGUAGAAGUAUAUAUUGCAUAUUCAGUGACAGUAAAGCAGAUAACAUUUCUCUGUUGGUACCUUUUUUUCUGUCAUCUGGGAAAUUUCAUCUCGGACAAAAUGUCUAAACUGCUGUGUUAUUAACUCUUGCUCAUUUAUCAUGUACUUGAAUGUAUUGCUGCAAGCAAGUGUGGUGGUUGUUUAUUUUUCUUAAAAAUGAGUAAUAAAAGAAACAUAAUAUUCACUUUAAA